AGCAUUUUAUUGUAACCUUUUUGUUGAGUUAUAGAGAAAACAUGUAACUUUUCACACUCAAUUUAAGACUGUGCGAGUUUUAAACGUUAUUUUAUAAUGAGUGAUGCAGUGAUUUGACCACGCGUGUCUUAAUGCCGACUUCUAGAGUAUUUGGGACGAGAUCAUUGAUAGUAUACAUUAUUUUCAGACAAUACAUGGCCAAGGCAGACGUACACGCGUUUUUCAGUACUGUGAAAAUAAUAUUUUAAAAAUGAAACGGGAACAAGUUGUCGCCAUUGGCCUACUCCUCCUGAUUUUUUCAUCCUCGAUUCUCGGUUAUCCGGAUUGUCGCUACCCGGACUUCCGGAGCACAGGCUAUACGUACACAGUGGACCGGAACACACCUGCUAAAACCUGGUCGUUUUGUAACUUCCCUAACCCCAAGUAUGACCACGCCCUUUGCGGGAUGCCAGAGAUUGACGGAUAUCAUUACCUUUGUGACCCGGAGAACCUCCUUAGCCAGACAGAUGCCCUGUCAGUUGAUAAUGCCCUAAAGACACUGGUGAACGAUACAAACAUCAACGCAUUAUGCGUUAACAACAACGCACAAGCAGAGAGAGUCGUCAUGACAGUCAUCCUUAUCGACAACAUCCGGGUACCUGAUCUGUCAACCGAUAUGACGUGCGUUAACGAUUGCGGAGAAGUACAACCGACUUUAAAUGUUAGCCAGCGUUCCGCAAGGAUGGAAGAAAUAGACGCUGCCGUGGUGACUUUUGCUGACGGCGUUAGAUCGCACUUAAAUCUGGGCCACUGCGAGAACGACGUUGUUGUAGUAUAUAGCCAGCGAUAUCAUCGGAUCUACACUUCCAUUGGAUAUGCCGUCGGCACACUGAUACACCCAGAUGUUGUUAGCGAGCUAAACGUGAAAUUCAUCGAGGACAGCCUGUCGGGUAACAACAGUUUUACCGCAGCCAUGGUCCGUCUGGUGGGGGCGUACCGGAGCCAGUUCCGACCUGCACUGACUCCUGCACAAAUCCUACUCCUUCUGACGCUCCUCCUGGCCGGCGCUUUAGCGGGGGUCCUUAUGGCGGCAGCGUAUGUCUCCCCUAACAUGAAGACUGUUGAUAUAGAUGUGUGGGGAGAGAACACUACUUGUCGAGUCUUCAGGAUUACCUUAUACAUCUUCACAGGGGUUUGGAUUCUUCACUUGAUCGUGUACAUCGUGUACUAUAUAGAGCAAUAUGCACCCCUAUGGGUCACGCUCAUUUUGGCACUCGUGUUUCUAGUCAGCAUUAUAGUAUUACAUGUGUUCAUGGGAGCGUGAACACUAAUGAUUGUUCGUGGCAUUAUGAGCGGUGACAGCAAUCAUUUAUAUAUUUCACUGAUGCUUAACAUACUUAAGAGUAUAUUAUAUAUGGCCCGAAAACCACCGCCCUUCGUCAGGCACCUGAUAGACCUCCUGACUUAAAGCCACCGCCGAUCCAGUGAAUCCAGCUGGAUUCCGAAAAGGGCCUUUCCGCUUCGUUGGCUCAUUGAUCUAAGGCGUCACUGUCGUUUUAACAUGUACGUCGAUCGCGUUUUUAAAUCCAACGAUGUCCAGUUUAAACAAUAAGUAUCUGAGUGGCACAAUGAGAUGUUUUUUACUUUGCUGACAGUUAUGUUAUGCGGUCUAUUAAUUUUGAAUGAGUGCUGUUGUACUAAGUGAUUUAUGUGUUCCCUUUGGACGAUGCUCUUUAUAGUAUCUCAUCGUCCAAAUCGGCAGAAAGAUUGAAAUUAACACGAAAAACCUAAUCCCUCAAUUGUGAGAUUUCAUUCAUUUUUUUUGUUUGUUUUUGUUUUGUUUGUUUGCUUAAUAAUGACAGAUUUCAAAGUAAAUGAGUUAAAAAUCUUUGUAGGCUAUAUCAGAAACAACACAUCUUUAAAUGGCAUUUAGCUGGCUAGUUCAAGUGGCAUCUCAAGGUCAUGACAUCGGCAGGGAUAACACGUGACAGUAUUGGCGUAAUCGGAUUGGUUCCUGUCAGUGGACGUGUUCCGAAAUCAUGAUGAACUAAUCGGAAGUGACAGUUUUGACAUCGACUACCAUCAGCCAAGAGAGAGGUCAGGAGCAUCCUUCAAGGAGAUACGGACUAUAUCGUAUCCAUCGAUCAAUUUGAUGUUUGUUUGUAGCAAAGGGGCUUCCUCUAGAGCCAGUGGUCGGAUUGAAUUAGGCUUAGUAAAUUUACCAGAAUUCUUGUUUUGUUUUGGAUGCUUUCUUUUGCACCUAGUUUUGGUUACGUAUACGUUGUUAUUGGCAUUGUUGAAAAUAAAACGCA
Messenger RNA from Liolophura sinensis, 2291 nucleotides. RefSeq lists its product as uncharacterized. Bases 251 to 1303 code for a protein of 350 amino acids. Gene Ontology annotation, cellular component: acetylcholine-gated channel complex; membrane. The transcript has 4 exons. The record is from RefSeq and is a predicted model, not a curated record. Lineage: Eukaryota; Metazoa; Mollusca; Polyplacophora; Chitonida; Chitonidae.